Sebastes umbrosus (honeycomb rockfish) is the source of this 3010-nucleotide messenger RNA. It is a transcript of the gene alox12, whose product is annotated as arachidonate 12-lipoxygenase. The record is from RefSeq and is a predicted model, not a curated record. The transcript has 15 exons. Gene Ontology annotation, molecular function: arachidonate 15-lipoxygenase activity; protein binding; iron ion binding. Gene Ontology annotation, biological process: linoleic acid metabolic process; lipid oxidation. Lineage: Eukaryota; Metazoa; Chordata; Actinopteri; Perciformes; Sebastidae. Bases 302 to 2314 code for a protein of 670 amino acids.
ACUGAGUGUGUGAGCAGCAGAGAGUUCAGUAGAGCUGUGAGGUAACUCCUCUCCUGCUGUACAGAGUCAAACUGCGCCAGAGAGAAAACAGAGAGGGAGGAUUUCUGCAUUCUUACAUGCUGACCAGGUAACUGUUGAACUUACUGACCUGUGAGGACUUUUUAAAAGAGAAGAAAUAGGAUCCGGGGGGAGAAAGGAACCAAUAGGGAGGUGCCAAAAUACAAACAAAGCCAGAGGAAAUCUCUUUUUGGAAGAAGAGGACAGGCUAAUACUCAUCUGGGAAAACAGUCUGGACUAUAAGAUGGAAGUCUACACGGUAACCGUAGCAACGGGUAAAUCAGAGUAUUCAGGCACCAACAACUACAUCUAUGUGACCCUGGUGGGGGAGAACGGGGAGAGUGAACGCACCGUGCUGGACAACCCUGGACUGGACUUCUGUCGAGGAGCAGUGGACCAGUACAAGGUGACCAGCCCUUCACCUUUAGGCCCCCUGCUACUGGUCAGACUGGAGAAACAGAGGUACUGGUUGGAAGAUAACUGGUUCUGUAGCUACGUAACGGUGGAGCCUCCAGGCGGAGACAAAGCGCUGACUUUCCCGUGUUACCGCUGGUUUAUAGGAGACGUCAAGGUGGAGAUAAGAGAGGGAACAGCGAAGACACUGAAGGACGAGUCCUUACCUCAGCUGCUGGCACACCGGAAGACGGAGCUGCAGGAGAGACAGACGACCUACAGAUGGGUAACCUGGGCUCCAGGGGUCCCCAGAUGCAUCGACGCUGAAACGGAGGAAGAUUUACCCCAAGACGUCCGCUUUGACAACGAGAAGAGGAGCGACUUUGAACAUUCAUUACAAUAUGCCUUGCUGGAGUUGUCCCUGAAGAAGCUGGCCAUCCGGUUUGGGAGGUCCUGGAGCGACCUGGACGAUUUCAAACGGAUCUUCUGGAAGCUGCGAAGCCCCAUAGCUGAGUACUGUAUGGAGCACUGGAAGGAGGACGGGUUCUUUGGCUACCAGUGCAUGAAUGGCUCCAACCCAAGAAUGAUCCAGAGGUGCAAGAAGCUGCCGGAGAACUUCCCGGUCGUAGCCGACAUGGUGCAGAGCUCCAUGGCUCCCAGGACCAACCUGGACAAAGAACUCAAGGCAGGGAAUAUCUACCUGUUAGACUUCGCCAUCAUGGAUGAGAUUCCCACCAACACCAUCAGGGGUAAACUUCAGUACAUCGCCGCUCCGCUCUGUCUCCUGUACCAACACCCAGACGACGGACUCAUACCUAUCGCUAUACAGCUGGACCAGACUCCGGGCCUGGACACGCCGAUCUUCCUGCCCAAAGACCCGCCCCUGGCCUGGCUGUCGGCUAAGAUGUGGGUGCGUCACUCUGAGUUUCAGGUGUUCCAGGUGCUGUCUCACCUGCUCAGGACUCACCUGGUGGUCGAGGUGUUCUGUGUGGCUACUCUGAGACAGCUUCCUGCUGUGCACCCUAUAUAUAAGUUGCUGGCCCCUCAUCUGCGCUACACUCUAGAGAUCAACGUUAGGGGGCGCACUCAGCUCAUCUCGCCGAAUGGCAUCUUCAAAAGGGUCGUGUCUACGGGUGGUGACGGCCUGUUGAUUCUGGCUCAGAGGGAGUACAAGGUGCUGACCUACCGAUCCCUCCAGCCCAACAAUGACUUCAAUGACAGAGGAGUUUCACAGCUCCCCAACUAUUUCUACAGAGAACACGGUCUGAUGGUGUGGGAGGCCAUUCUCAGCUUUGUCUCAGGUAUGGUGAACCUGUACUACCAGUCGGACCGUGAUGUGCAAGAGGACCUGGAGCUCCAAGCCUGGAUCAGAGACAUUGCACUGGAAGGCUUCACAGAGCUCCCCAACUUUGGUCUGCCCAGUAAGCUCAGCACCAGAGAGGAACUGUCCACGCUGCUGUCGGUGUCCAUCUUCACCAGUACAGCCCAGCAUGCUGCUACCAACAACGGACAGUUUGACUGGUGCGCCUGGGUCCCCAACACCCCGUGCACCAUGAGACACCCACCACCAACAGACAAGGAUGCUGUUACCAUGGAGAUGAUCAUGGACACCCUCCCUGAUGUCAGCCAGUCCUGUGUGCAGAUGGCUAUCACGUGGCAUCUGGGACGAGCACAACCGGACGCAAUUCCUUUGGGCCAAUACACAGAGGAGCACUUCACGGAGGGGCGGGCCCAGGAGCUGAUUGACAGGUUCAGAGCGGAGCUGAAAGAGAUCGAGGGCCACAUCAUGAGUCAGAACGAAGGACUGGAGCUUCCGUACCUCUUCCUGCUGCCCAGCCGCAUAGAAAACAGCAUCACUAUAUAGAAAGACUUUCAUCUCCCCCGUCCGUACGGUAUGUGGUAGUAUGGCGCACACCGGACACCUCUGAGAUUUGUUUUCACCUUGACCUUAAAUUAUUUUUUUAGUUGAUAAUUGUUUGAAGAAUUGUAUCUACUGUGAUAUAUGGAAGCCCUGAGGGCAAAAGAGAAAAUUUUCUACGUUGGAUUUAAAUUGUUUUCUCUCCUGUGUUUAUGAUUAAAGAGCAGAUGGAAAAAGGUUUCGCCAGGAUAAUCUUUUAAUUAAUUAAUUAAUUAAAUCUUUUUUUUAAUCUGUAAAAACAGGUGUAAAAAAGCAUUCAGGUUUUCUUCAAGGUGAGUUUUAAUUUACAUAACUUGUUAACACACAAUAUAUAUAUAUGUACCUUGUGUUUAAAUUUAAAUUCACCUGGAAGAAAACAUGAAUGCUUAUAGUCCUAUUUAGAGGUGUAUGGAGGACCACAAGAGUCACGGAAAUAGUAAUUUAAUUGAUUGAUAACUAAUUGUACAAUAACAAUAGGCAUUCCUAAAUUUGUUUACAGAUUUAUUUAUUAAUCUAGGAAUAUUUGGACUAAAUUACAGACAUUAUUUGACAUUUUAAUGGGCAAUACAAAUAAUUAUAAAAAAUUAUUUACUAAUUAAUUAAUCCAUCGAUAAAUAGUUCAAAUGAAAAAGGGAUUUACAAAAAACACCAUAAAACAGUCAA